This is a messenger RNA of Penicillium mononematosum, 1632 nucleotides long. Its product is annotated as zinc-coordinating transcription factor SFP1. NCBI's taxonomy places the organism in Eukaryota, Fungi, Ascomycota, Eurotiomycetes, Eurotiales, Aspergillaceae. Bases 1 to 1632 code for a protein of 543 amino acids. Gene Ontology annotation, cellular component: nucleus. The record is from RefSeq and is a predicted model, not a curated record. The transcript is spliced from 4 exons.
AUGACUGGUGCCACGCCUAUUGAUAUUUCCUCUCGGCAGUCGACCUCGGUGUCGCCCCCGGGUCAACAGGCGUCCAAUCUGACCUCGGCGCUGCAAAGAGCGGGCAACGGCGAGCGCACAGGGAGCUUUUCACAUCUCCCCGGGGGAGGACUCGGCGUGUUCAAGGCUCCGCCACCUCGUAAGGACUCGAUCGGCGCUGCCACGGCACAAUGGGGGAACGGGACGAAACCUAUUACGAUGUCGGGAUCUGCCCGCGACAAAGGUCGCCGCGAGUCACUCGCAGGGAGUUUGGUGGGUGGUAUGAGCUGGGGUGGUGUAUCUGUCGGUAGUUGGAUACGUGAUGAUAUCAUAAUGACUGGCACAUCGCCAUUUACCUUCCAGUCCCCGUCUUUCCAUUCGUCAUCGUAUCUCCCGAAGUUGGAAGCGAAUUUUAUGCGAGACUUUUCGUGCUGCGGUGUGACGUUACCGACGCUCCAUGACCUAUUACAACACUACGAAGAAGCCCAUGCGACCAAGUCGCCCAACCAGGGCCAUCGGCCGAGCCAGGGUGAGAAUCGAGCUGCCUUGGCGGCUGCCGCAAUCGCGCAGCAACAGAACCAACAGCAUGGCAGCCAAGGACGUGGUCUGCAGCCCGAUCGGACCCUGGACAUGCAGCGCAAAUUGGGCCAGAAUCCAUCACCAUUGCAGCACGCGGAUCUAGACACAAUCGACGACAUGGAGUUGGACGACGCCCUAGGAGACGGAGACGGCUCAGGGUCGCAGAUGUUCUCGUCUCAGCUGCAUGAGGGUGGACAGGGCGGAUAUGGUAACUCCAACCAGCAGCAGUUAAAUCUGGAACAAUCCCACUGUCUCUUCCGUCAACACCCCGACUUUGAUGGCCAACCCGCUCCAAAAUUCGCAGUUCCGAAAUACGCCCGAUUCAUCCGGACCAGGGACCCCGCCGAAAUCGACGAGAGCAUGAUGGGUGGAUUCGGUGAUCUCAGUAUGCAGAAUAACACCAUGGGCCAAAAUCAGAAUCAGUUUGGCCGCUUCAAUGGGAACAAUAAUGACAUGGUCGAUCUUUGCAUCGACGAACCAGCCAAGCGGCUGUUCAGCCCCAGUGGUGGCAUGGGUUCGCCCAACGCCCACUUUAAGCUCAGUGGAGCUCAAUAUGGCCCGAAUAGCGAUAUUGCACGACGAAUCCGCGAACAACAAUUGCUGGCUGGUGUUCCCGACACCACCGUUAUUCUUCCCAACGAAGAACCCAAGCCGUUCCGAUGCCCCGUUAUCGGCUGUGAGAAGGCAUACAAGAACCAAAACGGACUCAAAUACCACAAAGCUCAUGGCCAUAAUAACCAACAACUUCACGACAACGCCGAUGGCACGUUCUCGAUCGUCAACCCAGAGACAUCAGCGCCGUACCCCGGCACGCUUGGCAUGGAGAAGGAAAAGCCCUACCGCUGCGAGGUGUGCGGCAAGCGCUACAAGAACCUGAACGGACUCAAGUACCAUAAAUCACACUCACCACCCUGCAACCCGGAUUUCCAGCUUGGAGGUCGUAACCUCGCCCUCGGCGGUGGAGUCAUGCAAGGGCAAAACAUCAACGUUGCUGGAGCUGGCCUCCCCGGAAUUGGCGAAGAAGGCCUUCUGUGA